Acaromyces ingoldii is the source of this 2220-nucleotide messenger RNA. Its product is annotated as pseudouridine synthase. Bases 87 to 2168 code for a protein of 693 amino acids. The transcript has a single exon. Gene Ontology annotation, cellular component: nucleus; cytoplasm. Gene Ontology annotation, biological process: tRNA pseudouridine synthesis; mRNA pseudouridine synthesis. Gene Ontology annotation, molecular function: RNA binding; pseudouridine synthase activity. The record is from RefSeq and is a predicted model, not a curated record. NCBI's taxonomy places the organism in Eukaryota, Fungi, Basidiomycota, Exobasidiomycetes, Exobasidiales, Cryptobasidiaceae.
CGAACGAGAGGGAAAGAGCAAUACGCUGGAUGCUACGACUUGCAAGAGGAGCGUCGUUGCUGAUACCCAGGAGUAGCAUGCAUAACAUGACGGUCUCGAGAUACACCGGAAUGUCGCGACAAGACCUCAUUGCGAGGCUUGAAGCGCUCGAAGGAAGGCAAGGACAGCAGCAGGUGGCUUCGACUGCGUUCAAGGAGGACGGGCCGAAAGGCGUCGUCGCUUCCUCUCGGACCUUUCGCGAGCAGGAGCCGAAUGGCGCGUCCUCGUCUGCCAUAUCCACAGAUACGGGAGCGGAGGGGAGCAGCGGCAGCACCGGCGGCAGCGGCAGCGGUCGACGCAAGCAGUCAACGAAGAAGAAGGAGGAAAAGGAAUUUUCCGUGUCGGAUCAGCCGUGUCGCAAGAUUGCCCUUCGCUUUUCUUAUGACGGAGCCCACUACUCGGGACUUGCAGCACAGAUUGGUGCUCCCACGGUGGUCCCAACAGUCGAGGCUGUGCUAUGGGAAGCCAUGUGUGUGGCGCGACUCGUGGACCCGGACAAAGGCAUGGCUGGUGCUGGGUGGUCCAGAUGCGGUCGAACUGACCGAGGUGUCAGCGCCGCCGGGCAGGUCGUCGCGCUGUGGGUCAGGAGCAGAAAGGUGGAUCAGCGCAAGCAAAGGCAACGCUUCGAGGCCAUGGUGGAGGAGAGGAAGAAGGCGAGGCAGGAGCAAGGUCUGGAAGCCUCGGACGAGUCUGACGACGAGGAGGUCCUUGGCCCCGCUUCAGACCUGCAUGAAGAGCAAGAGACGGUCAUCGAUGCAGAUGGGGACGAGCUUCCUUACAUCGGCACACUCAACCGCAUUCUGCCCCCAACCAUCCACGUUCAGGCCUGGUCGCCCGUCAGGCCUGACUUCUCUGCCCGAUUCGAUUGUCGCUAUAGGCACUACAAAUACUUUUUCACAGCCGGUGCACCACCCUGGCUCCACUCGUCAUCAAACAGCCUCGAGAGAAGACAAGCGUUUGGCCCUGUCCCCCGUCUCGACAUUGACCGAAUGCGCGAGGCGGCUCAGAGGCUUCUUGGCGACCACGACUUUCGUAACAUGUGCAAGAUCGAUGCGAGCAAGCAAAUAACCAAUUUCAGGCGGAGAAUCGAUGGUGCUUCGAUCGAUCGUGUCCACCCAGGCUGGCCUGUGGUUGACCCAGGCUCUUCGACCCCUAGGGAAAAGGCGCAGCAAGAGGAGCAAGAGCUGAGCCCGCUCCAAGAUCCCACAAGGGAGGACAUGUACGUGCUCAAUCUUCGGGGCACCGCGUUUCUCUACCACCAGGUCCGCCACAUCGUCCAAAUACUCUUCCUUGUUGGAGCACACUUGGAAGAUGUGAGCAUCGUCGAUGAGCUCUUCAAUGUCGCGAAGGGGCAGACGAAGAAGGAUCGCAAGAAGAUGCGUGUCGCCGGCGUCGAGAUUGGGCGUGGGGAUACAUAUCUACCGGGCAGCACAAGCACUGAGCCAGACGGCAAAGUGGCCAGCAGCGGCACUGGACCUCGCCUCGUCAAUGGAGAGCAGACAGACGAAGAGGGCGAUGCUGGAGAGGAGCAAACAGACGACGAGGAGCUGCAACGCCUGUCAAGUCUGGCAAUCUACGACCGCAAGCCGCAGUAUGAGAUGGCAUCGGACAGGCCUUUGGUCCUGUGGGACUGCGGUUUCCGGCCCGGUGACAUCCAGUGGCGAGCCGGGAUGUACGACGGACCACUUUCCAACCUCGACGCUCCGAGCAAAGCGGUCGACUUGACGUCGCCGCUCAGCAUGGCGACGGCCAGCCUGCACACACUGUGGUCAUCCCAUGCGAUCCAGGCUGAAAUGACGAAACACUUUCUCCUCGCCAUGCCGCGGCUGGAUAAUGGCACAUUGCCGGCCUCGACGACUUUCGACAAGGCCUCUUUUCCUGGGUACCCAGGUGCGAGAGCAAAAGUUGACGUUGAAGGAUUCCACAGAGACCAGAGGAAUCAGAUGAGGAGGAUCUUGCCGCUCGGGAACGGGAGCUACAAGACGGCCAUCGACUGGAAGGGUCUCUACAGUCGAAAGCGGGAGGAUACAGCCGACGAGAAGAAUCUCAAAUACCGAGAAGGCGCUGGAAAGAGAAGGGCAGAGAGGGUGAAGCUGAGGGAAGAAUCGCAACAGCAACAGAUACCUUGAUGUAAUUCAAUAGCGGAUCCUUCAUCUCAGAAUGCAAGAACUUUUUGCAAGG